GUGCAACCUUUACUCGCGGGGGUCAGCCCAUCUCUCUCUGUCUGCAGGUAGAGCUCCUUUUCAAUCCUUUUCACAGCAUCGAUCCAUCAGCGACAAAAUGGAUGAAAAUAGCAUCAACAAUAUCAAGACGACUAAUACACACCAUGAGUCGCUCCCAAACAUGCCUAGGCUGAGUACGAUUCCUACUUCGAUCACGCUCUCUAGCGAGCAAUUCGAGAGGCUCUACCUGAGCCCAUUGCUACACCGUCAGCCACAGUACGCCAAGCAACUAGGCAAUCCAACUCCACUGGCAUUGGGCGGGUUCGUCAUCACAACAACCCCACUUUCGUGUUGCUUAAUGGGUUGGAGGGGAGCCGGGGGGAAUGGCAUUGCGUUCACUGGUACUAUCGUCUUUCUUGGAGGAGGCUUGUUGGUUAUCACCAGCAUUCUCGAGUUUAUUCUGGGGAACACCUUCCCAUGUGUUGUAUUCGGCACCAUAGGUGCAUUCUGGUUCGCCUUCGCUACAACAAUGACCCCGGCAUUUAACGCUGCAGGUUUGUCUCAUGGGUUGUUUUGCUUCAAAGUGGUAGUAUCAAAGAAACUGACAACCCAACUACGAAUAGCUCCAUACUCGUCGUCUACAACCAACACAUUGCAAGGGCUUAGUAGCCCAGAGUUCCUGGACACUUAUGCUUUCUUCUACCUGUCAAUGGCUAUACUGAUGAUCAUUUUCUUGAUAUGUGCCACUCGCACGAACGCUGUCUUUGUCCUCAUAUUCGCAGCCCUCACCAUGGUCUUUCUGUUACUGACCGGAGCUUACUGGAGACUGGCGGUUGCAGAUUCUCUUGUCGGGAACCGGUUGGUUGUUGGCGCGGGAGCUUUUCUUUUCAUCGCAAGCAUACUUGGGUUCUAUAUGUUGAUUGCGCAACUCUUCGAUUCCGUCGCUUUACCCAUACGCAUUCCUGUAGGGGAUCUGAGUGGGCUCUGGGACCGUCGUAAGAAAGAAAACCCUCAACAGGACCUAGAGACAAAUGUCAGCAGCGUUGACGACAAGUGAGUGUUUAAAAACGGGGGCACGCCCCGUGUAAUGGCUAGGGUUCUCCUUCUUCACACUACACAACGACCUAAGCCAAUCUAAGCAGAAGAGGUCAUCGUGAAAUAAUGGCUUGAUGAUGAUGGAUAGUUACCAUUAUAUAAUACGAGAAAUUUGUUUUCUUAAACAGCUUUAUCUUGGUCGGCGGAGGGCAGAGCUUGGGGAGGGCUUAGUUUCGGCUUGAUUAAUAGUCUCUUGAGGUCUCUGAAAUGGACGAACUCCCAACUUCAUCUGAACCGAUGCAGAAUGCAUGUGUACAGCGAAGCGCUACUUCAUGGAAUACCUAGCACAUUCAUGCCUGGGCUGUGGUGUUCUGUUUGGAUUUAGUGUCUGAACUGAAUGGGGGGCAUAUGCCUUCCUUGUAUCUAUUACCUGGUAGACAGGUUUAUACUCACUUCUCC
This is a messenger RNA of Monascus purpureus, 1473 nucleotides long. The record is from the annotation of a GenBank genome assembly. Lineage: Eukaryota; Fungi; Ascomycota; Eurotiomycetes; Eurotiales; Aspergillaceae.